Verticillium nonalfalfae is the source of this 2706-nucleotide messenger RNA. RefSeq lists its product as uncharacterized. The transcript has 10 exons. Gene Ontology annotation, molecular function: metal ion binding; ATP binding; ATP-dependent chromatin remodeler activity. NCBI's taxonomy places the organism in Eukaryota, Fungi, Ascomycota, Sordariomycetes, Glomerellales, Plectosphaerellaceae. Bases 1 to 2706 code for a protein of 901 amino acids. The record is from RefSeq and is a predicted model, not a curated record.
AUGGAGGGGGAUGAGACUACAGAAUCUUCUCUCGUCAAGAGGGAAGGUUCUCUGGGUCUUGGUCCCAGGCCUCCUUCUGCCAACAUUGUCAAGCUCGAGGGCAACGAUGUCGGAUAUCAUGUCUCAAUGGCCCGACCCGGAACCAUGGUUCAGACGUCGGUGACAGUCGAAAGCGAUGGUGAUGAGGAUGCUCGAGCCCCUCGCCCAGGGGUUACAUCGGACAAAGGUGAAAAUCACGUCGACGACCAAUCGGACUGCAGCAGCGAAUUAUCUGAGCCAGAAGAAUAUUCCGAUGACGAUUUCGUCGACCCUGCUAAAGCUCGCAUUGCGUCCCAACAAGAGGAGAAACAGCAUCAGCCGGCCAAAGCGAAGCCGAGGACGCCACGCCGCCCAGCAAAGAACGUCGCCGAAUAUGCGGCCAGGCUCUCCGCCAGCCGCAAGGAGGCAUUCCUCAAGUACAUGGUGAGUAACAUAGGGCUCGUUGACCAAAGAGGCUUCAUCCCGCCACCGCCGGCUCGAAACAAGUCCAAGAAGAAGCAGAAGAGCACCGAGGUCACACACGCCACUGCUGUCCCAUCCUACAUGCCUUCGUUCUCUGGUGUUGAAGAAGAAGAACCCACUUUCGUCACCAAGGCGGACAACAUGAAAGAGAUCGCCAAGUGCACAAACAGCGUAGGCAACAACCGUCAUGGCAAGACCCAGAAGCGGGAUGUCAAAGAAGGCUCCAAGGUCUUCGGUCGAGCCCAAGUCAGAUGCUACCAGGCAGACACGCCAGCUGGCCCAGAACGGCGCUAUCAGAUCAAGGGCAUGAUGGCCAUGCUGAAGGAAUAUCAGCUUCCUCUCGCGGCCUGGUGGGUUCUGCAAGAGCACUCAGACAUUGGCCCCCAGGGCGGCAUUGUCGCUGAUAUGCCUGGUUUUGGCAAGACCAUCGUCACUCUUGCUGCAAUCCAUGGCAAUCAACCCGAGACAGCCAAACGAGACGCAGGAGAGGGGGCGACGCUGGUAGUGGCGCCCAACGCUCCGCUUGCUCAACAGUGGAGGAACGAGAUUCGCAUCCACCUUGGCCCGAAAUAUCAUGAUCAGACCAUUCUAUUGUCCACCCUACAGGAUGACCGGCUAGAUCCCGGGGCCUUGGCCAGAAAGUGGAUCGUAAUUGCCACUUAUACUUUCCGGGCAGCAUACGCUGUCAAGGCACAACACAAAUGGGGUCUCAGUGGCACACCACUCAGCAACAGGAUUGAAGAGCUAUACUCUUACACAAAACUCAUCGGUUGCACAAAUAUCACAAGCUUUCGGGAGUUUAAAGAAGUUUAUGUGCUUUCAAGCGAUGCAAAAGAUAGGAUCGAUGUUCUCAUGACCAACAACAGCUAUCGAAGGUGGCUGGACAUUAUAUUCGACACUGACGACAACGCAAGAACCGGCAACAAAAAGUAUGUUGGUCACAUGCGGUACAGGCAGUUGGUGUCGCACGCCUAUUCCCUGGAGUCUUUCCUCCGUGAUGACGGUCCAAACGGCGUAUCCGUGGACGAGCUGCAGGUGCUGCUCGAGAUGGUGCGAAAGGUCGAGGAGCAGCCAAGGACACCUAGCACUCUCGAUCAAAUUGGAUGCUGUUCGGAGUUUGGAACACGAUGCUGCCCCUUCGCGCCGCUCAUUGAAAUGAUCAUCGAUUAUCACCAAAUACGAGCCACAGGCUGCUCGAGUUGCGAUGGUCCCGUUUCUGAUCCUCAGAAAGCACAAGCAUGUGGUCAUUACACCUGCGGCGGUUGUCUAACCGAGUGGCUCAAAACCGAACAGCGCACUGAGUGUCCUCGCUGCAAUACUCCGACACCGUUCCUCAAGAUAAUAACCCUCGGUACGCUGGAGACUCAAUUUGACGCCCAAGAGCAAGCAAGGGAAGACGAGAUCAAAAGCUCAUUGAAGAGGAAGCGGGCAAGCCGACCGAACUUCAACCGCAGAGGCGGGCGAGCGGCUCAACGAGCUCGCCGAUCAGCCAGCAACCCUAGUGACCGUCGUGUCGGACAAGACAACCAAGGCGUGACGCCUUUACUUGCGCCCCGCGAUACUACCUUUAUCAAGGCAGCUUUCGUCUUGAACAACAGAAUGCCGGCCGCGGGCUCGAAGCUCACGGCAGUCAAGGACACUCUGCUCAGAUGGCAGAGAGAUUUCCCAGAAGACAAGUGCAUCAUCUUUGUGCAAUUCGUCAAAACACUUCUGAUGACCGGCAUCAUGCUCCAGCUUGAAGGCAUUGACUUCGUCUACACCUAUGGCAAAAUGUUGUCAAAGCAAAAGUCGAAGGCCAAAAAUAUAUUCGAGACUGACCCGACUGUCAAGGUCCUGGUCGCAACCAUGGGAACAUGUAGCGAAGGCCUCAACUUGACGUGCGCCAAUCGCGUCAUUGUUGUUGACGCGUGGUGGAACAGUGCUAGGGAGCAGCAGUCAUUCGGCCGUGUCGUCCGCACUGGACAAUGCAAAGAGACGUACUGCGUGAGGCUGAAAUCGCCGAAUUCAAUUGACGACAAGAUUGAGAAGAUUCAGACCAGCAAGAAUGAGGUCGUGGACUGUGCCGUCCAGGAUGACGGGCACGACCCCUUUACUCUCUCCGAGCUUGGCGUCAUGAAUCUGCUCAACCCUGAGAAAUACCUGGAGCUCUGCAAAGAAACCCUAUCGAAGAUCAAGAACCUAAAGGAGGCCGAACUUGCGAAGUGA